GCCUUUUAGACCCUUCACGUGUCUGUCAUGCCAUUCAUCCCCAUUUCAUCAUUGGCAGGGUUCCAAGCUUGUCACACUUACCGUCUUGCUCGGCUGUCGCUCACGCUCUUCAGUAACAAGAUCCUGUCAACAAGCGUUAGUGUUACGAAUCGAAUUUCGUUCAGGAUCUCAAACUUCAGCGAAAACAAAUCUGACACAUCCUGUGAAAUGAAACCAACUGCUCUUCUCACACGAAAAGAUGUCCCAGAGGAAAUAUUGUCCCAGAUGAAACAGAAGCUGUACAAUAGGCAAUCACCUGGAUGGAAUGUAUCAAAGGCUGGACUUGGAGGUGUGGGAUGGAGAUCAGCCAAUCCCUCGUGAGGAAUUGUUGAAGAGGGUCCCUGGGAAACAAGGCAUCCUCUGCCUCAUCACAGAGAAAAUUGACUCCCAGGUCCUUGAUGCAGCAGGGUCAUGCCUGAAGGUGGUCAGCACAUUCUCUGUGGGGACAGAUCAUAUAGACCUUGAAGCAGUGAAGGCAAGAGGGAUUAAGGUUGGUUACACGCCAGGAGUUCUCACUGAUGCUGUUGCAGAAUUGACCCUUGGUCUCACUCUUGCCACUGCUCGUCGCUUCUUCCAGUCACAUCGCGAGAUUCUCAGUGGGGGAUGGGAGAAAUCUGCUUGGAGUCCACUUUGGAUGUGUGGGAAGCAGCUUCAUGGCUGUACAGUUGGAAUAGUUGGUCUUGGGAGGAUAGGCUUUGCCCUUCUCUUGAGGCUCAAGGCCUUUCAGGUCAAGGAUAUCCUUUACACUGCCCGCUCGCCAAAGCCACAUGGUGAAGCAGAAGGAGGGAAGGAGGUGAAAUUUGAGGAGCUUCUCCAGAAGAGUGAUUUUGUCAUCUGCACUUGUGCACUCACUCCUGAGACACAGGGCAUGUUUGACAAGAGAGCUUUUCAACUUAUGAAGCCUUCUGCAGUCUUCAUCAAUAUCAGCCGUGGAGGCUUGGUAAAUCAGGAUGACUUGGUGGAAGCAUUGAAAGGAGGUGAAAUUUGGGGAGCAGGGCUUGAUGUCAUGACACCUGAACCUCUUCCCUCUCAUCACCCCUUGCUCCAACUAGCCAACUGCACUGUGAUCCCCCACAUAGGGAGUGCAACCGAGAAGACUCGCCUAGAUAUGGCUCGCUUGGCUGCAGAGAAUCUCAUUGCUGGGAUCAAAGGCACUUCAAUGCCUGCUCAACUCCUUUGAGUUUCACCUCAACCAUAAAGUCAAUGCUAUCAUCCUGAUAUCUUCAGUGACAUGUUUGAAUUCCUUUUUCCAUUAAAGAAAAAUGUGAAUGUGAAAUCCAUCAAGGAGU
This is a messenger RNA of Darwinula stevensoni, 1328 nucleotides long. NCBI's taxonomy places the organism in Eukaryota, Metazoa, Arthropoda, Ostracoda, Podocopida, Darwinulidae. The record is from the annotation of a GenBank genome assembly.